Molecule: messenger RNA, 1119 nt
Organism: Cyclocybe aegerita
Lineage: Eukaryota; Fungi; Basidiomycota; Agaricomycetes; Agaricales; Hemipholiotaceae
Source: the annotation of a GenBank genome assembly
AUGACACCGUCAUUCCCUCAAGAACUCAAAGAACAGAUCGUAGACACCCUCUGGAACGACAGAGCCACAUUAAAAUCUUGCUCGCUCAUAUCACGUACUUUUACUCCCCCUUGCCAGCGGCACCUAUUCUCCAAAAUCAUCCUGCAAAGUCCACGGAAGACUGAUGUUCGCUGGCCAUUGGAGGGCGGGAGCUCCAGGAACUUUGAACGCCUGCUCAACGUGGCACCACAUAUCGCAGAAUAUGUGGCCUGUCUGGAGAUCUUCAACCCGUUUGCUGGAGAUAAACCCUGGAUCGUUGAAGAAAGCACAUUGGUAUCCUGUCUGCUCCACCUCAAGCAUCUGAAGGCGCUGGUACUAAACUACGAUCCAUACUGGGAGAGCCUCCCGGAACAACUCCGAUCUUGCCUCAAAGAUGCUAUGCAAUUGAAAAGCCUCGUCUACGUUGAAUUCUUCUGUCCUCCCCCACCUGCCCUCAAAUUCGGCCCAAAUGUCAGGCAUAUUGCCUUGCUAAAAACCUAUAUUGCAGAUCCAGAUUCUUUCCCUGGAAUGGUUGCCCAGAAUGAUACGCCUCUCCUGCUAACAUCGUUCAGUGUUUGGUGUCCGUUCGCCAUCCACGAUUUUAUGAGCGGGACAACAGUCUUCAGCAAGCUCACAAAGCUUGUUGUCGAUUUGAGUUUGAUUAGACUGGAGUCCCAUGGCAAUGUGUGGCCCCUGAUUCGGGCCUGCGCAGUGUUGCUGGAAGAAUUUGUGUUCAGUCCCUGCCCUGCACUCACUAAGGACCUGAAUGUCACUGGUGCUGGAGAAAUAAUAGAUCCAAGCAUCCUCACAUCGUUACAGCGCCUCUUGGUUCAUCUGACAGACGCAAUAUCUGACCCGUUUCCAUGGCUCGUUUCUUUCCUCUCCAAGCUCGCCUCGCCUCUCCACCCUCUUAAAGAACUCACGCUACACAUAUCAUUCCAGUUCCUGGGCCCUCUCCUUUAUCUCUCUGCCUGGAAGGCAUUCUCCGAUUUCAUUCUCACAGAUCCAUUCCAGAAACUCAGCAAAGUCAACUUUGAACUUUCGAUGGAAAGUCCCAUCUCCGAGGGAUACUCGGAUGUCACCUACGGUAUUCUCCGAUGA